CGAGCCAUUUCGCAACAUCCAUGCAGUAGAUCGCGCCACGCAGGAGCUCCAGCAGCUCGUCUCUCUCUCUCUCUCUUUUGGGAGCUUCGUACUACCUAACAUAGCACAUACUUUGGAUUAAACGCACAGGGGUGGCCACUUUGGAGACUUAAGAUCCCAUAAUGUGUUUUUACCGAUGGACUGGUUCUCGAACGCGAAUAACAGAAGUGAUAUGCGCCCCUUUGGAUGAGUCUCCACUCCGAGAAAGCACUUUUUUUUGUUUCCACGCAGAGCUCACCGGCGGACGUGAUGUGCACAUUGGUGUUGGAUUUUACACUCAGACAGCCGCCGUCUGAAUUUUUCUUUUGGAUUACACUGACAACUGGACGCGUUUAUUUUUAAGUGUGCACUGGUUUCUGCAGGACUCCAUGCAGUCUCAAAGGCAGAGGAGUGAAGGGCGACCCCGAGCUGGAUGGAUGGUUAUGGGGGAAAGAGGCAGACCCUCGGCGCUUGAAGUGUGCAGAGUCCUCGCUGUCUUUCUCUCACUCUUUCCUUCAGUGAGUCUGCAGUGCAAGAUCCUAAAGUGCAACUCGGAAUUUUGGGCCUCCACCUCUAACACAGGACCCGAGGAAGAGUUUUGCACGGCCCUGCGUGCCUAUAACAGCUGUGUGCGACGUACCGCUCGUACCUGCAGGGGCGACUUGGCGUACCACUCGGCCCAGCAUGGCAUCGAGGACCUCAUGAGCCAGCACAACUGCUCCAAGGAGGGACCCACAUCGCAACCCCGCACCCGGACCCCGCUUCCCCCUCCACCACCGCCGCUGCCGCCUGACAGCCAGGAGCGCUCGGACGGCCCCGAAAUGUGUCACUACGAGCGCAGCCUUCUGCGCAAUGCGGCAGCGCCAAACUUCACCCACUGCGGCUUUUUUGGAGACCCCCACCUGCGGACCUUCGGGGAUGACUUUCAGACAUGUAAGGUGGAGGGGGCCUGGCCGCUCAUUCACAACAAAUACCUGUCGGUACAGGUGACCAACACUCCUGUGGUGCCGGGCUCUUCAGCAACUGCAACAAGCAAGCUGACAAUCAUCUUUAAAAACUUCCAGGAAUGCGUGGACCAGAAGAUGUACCACGCAGAGACGGACGAACUCCCGGCAGCCUUCGCCGACGGCUCAAAGAAUGGCGGUGAACGUCACGGCGCCAACGCCCUGCGCGUGGUGGAGAAGGUCCCUGGACAACACGUGGAGAUCCAAGCCCGCUACAUCGGAACCACGAUAGUGGUGCGCCAGGUGGGCCGUUACUUGACCUUUGCCGUGCGCAUGCCGGAGGAGGUGGUCAACUCGGUGGAGGAAGACGACAACCAGGACUUGUACCUGUGCCUACACGGGUGCCCCGCCAACCAGCGCAUCGACUUCAAGAACAUGAGGGCCCACAGCACAGACCGGACCAGGGGCUUCACCUACCAGUCUGCAAAAGCCAAGUGCAAGGAGCGUCUUCCCGUGGAGGAUCUCUACUUUCAGUCCUGCGUCUUCGACCUACUGUCCUCUGGGGACAUCAACUUUACCAUGGCCGCCUACUACGCCCUGGAGGACGUCAAGAUGCUGCACUCGAACAGCAAGCGAUAUCACAUCUUCGAGAAGGAUGCCUUCACGAGGAACGCUGCACCGGGGAAGCGAGGCAUAGACGUACCAUCGCUCUUCCUGUUCCUCGUCGCUGUCCUCUUGUGGAUUGGUCUAUAGUCACUUUAGGAGUGUGGCCUGCAUCAGCGUGCGUUCUUGGACGUGAGCGGCGCUUGUGUUUGUUGUACGCUCACGUUCAUCUCACGGAGCUGGACACGCUCCCACCUGCCAUCACCGUGGGCUUUAGCUGCUCUUUGGAGAGAAAGUCCACCUGGGAUGAUAUCACUGGAGACAAAGAAGGAUCCAUCCUGCUUCAUGGAGGAGCUGACAGGAGAGGCUUUUGGUCGCUAAUGUUUCAUUAGUUUCCACAAUUCUUCUUUUUUUGGAUGUCUCCAGUCUGCUGUGGAGAUGAUGAAUGGGUUAUUUUCUGUUGUUUGUGUGUGUGUGUGUGUGUGUGUGUGUUUGUGCACGCAAGACCAUUAACUGUGGUUGCUUCAGUGUGUUUUGUGGGUGCAGGAGUCACCGUAACAUAAAUGGAAAAAGGACGAGAUCAGAUGAAAAAAAAAAAAAAAAAAAACGUAAGACUUUGAUUUUCAGAGGCAUUGUUGAUCAGUGUUUGUGUUCUAUUGUUUGUAAUGUGAAUGUAGAUAAGACAAGAGAGCCAUGGAACAACAGUUGACCAUACAAGGCACACUCCGAAAGUUUACAGAAUGUAUGCUAAAUGGUGACAGUUGUAGUCUAUUUAGAAUUCUUUGACAUACCGUCAUUUCUCUUAGGGUGGUGUUUAGUUUACUCGAAUACAGAAAGGCGUGUUGUUCUACGAAUAGAUGUUCAUAAGAUUAAAUUAUACACAUCGCUGUGCAAACGUGUUACGUUGCCACUAGGCGUGUAAUGAUACGGCAUCCUCACAGUUUGGUUGCGCCUCAGUAUUAAGGCCACGGUCCGGUUCGUUUUUGGUACAGUAAAGAACAAAAUGCUAAAACAUGAAACUGCUUAGCUUUUGUGUCGCAUGAUUUUUUUAAAAUAAAGCCUGAAAAUGUAUUUACAACCUGCUGACAGGUAAUUCUCCAAUUAAACGAAUGGAAAUAUAAUUUAAUAUUAGAAUAUAAAAAUCUAAAUACAAAUAAUAAUUAGAAAUAAAUUGUAAUGGAAUAAAAUAUAGUCCAAAAUGUAGUUGACUUUCAGUCACACUACCCCAGCUUGUGGAGGAGCAUCGCCAACGCUGAGCGUCCUGUUCGUCACUAGAAAUGUGAACAGAAUGGGAAAUCGGUACAGAGUUUUCGGCUCGGCGCAGCUGCAUACCGAUUUGACCCAAAUACAUGUCGUUACACCAGGUACUGUAAGUCCGUAAGUCUAGGCGCGUGGUCUCUUGGUGGAAGUACGGUGUGUGUAAAAGACAACAUAAAGCAUGUAGAUGUGAUUUCAUGGCCAAAGAACAAGCCAUUGUGCCAAGUGAACAUUUAGUGCUACACUGUAUAAAAGCAGCAUUUACUUCUCAUUUCAGUUGCCAGAGGCUCUCUUGGUGUGCCGUUGUGUGUGUGUGUGUGUGUGUUCAUUUUAACACUGAAGUAUUUGUCAGCCUCACUGCUGCAGUAUGACAACAGGAGCAUCUAAGUGAUUGUAAUGUACAAUGUGGUGUUUUGUUUGUAGAUUGCAUUGACUUUAUAGUGUGUAAUGUGAGAUUGUACAUAGUGUGUGUGUGUGUGUGUGUCAGUGACUUGUGUUGUUUUGAAUUACAUUUACAGGUUGUUUUAUUUUUUUGUGAAUGUGAAAUUUCAUGAUUUUAAAAGAUUUUGCAAAAGCAUGAACACCCCGUAAGAGAAUAUUCUCAAGUAGUAAACAGCAGUAAUGUCCAUUUUUGAAGAAGGGAUUGCGUUUUUAGGGGUGCUCAUGUUUUUUUUUGUCUAAAUUUAAAGCACUUUACGUUUGACUUUUUUUUUAACUUAGCUCUUGUGUUGAAAUUGUCUCAUGCAUUGAAAAUAGGAAAACAUAACAGCUAAAAGGAUCAAACUACAUUUGUAUGUAAAAACAAAUGAGUUGCAACACACACCAGCUGUUUAUAAUGUAAAUUAUUUAUUGAAUAAAAGAAAGUGUCUUGUUAGUAAGGUG
This is a messenger RNA of Dunckerocampus dactyliophorus (ringed pipefish), 3704 nucleotides long. It is a transcript of the gene rgma, whose product is annotated as repulsive guidance molecule BMP co-receptor a. The transcript is spliced from 4 exons. Gene Ontology annotation, molecular function: coreceptor activity. Gene Ontology annotation, cellular component: plasma membrane. The record is from RefSeq and is a predicted model, not a curated record. Bases 408 to 1715 code for a protein of 435 amino acids. Gene Ontology annotation, biological process: BMP signaling pathway. NCBI's taxonomy places the organism in Eukaryota, Metazoa, Chordata, Actinopteri, Syngnathiformes, Syngnathidae.